AUGCUGUCUCACAGCAGCCACAUUAGUGAUGAUACAGGAGCCAUAAUUAGUAAAGUUCAAAAAUGCAACCUUUUCCUGGCCACAUGUGCAGCUGGGAUUGGAGGAACUUUUCAGUAUGGUUACAAUGUUUCUGUCAUCAAUGCUCCCACUGAGUAUAUCCAAAGGUUCAUAAAUGAAACAUGGGAAGAUCGCUACCAGACUACAUUGAAUCCACAUUUGCUGACAUUCCUUUGGUCUAUUACUGUUUCCAUAUUUACCCUUGGUGGCUUAAUAGGGUCACAGAUUGGUGGAGUUUUGGCAAUAAAGUUUGGCAGGAAAGGCGCUCUUCUGAUCAACAAUAGCGUUUCAUUACUGGCAGCCCUUCUAAUGGGCAUUAGCUAUUCUGCUAACGCAUUUGAGUUAAUCAUUAUUGGGAGAUUCAUAAUUGGAAUCAGUUCUGCAUCUCAGGAAUCUCAGGGUAAAAACAAAAGCCCUCUACCUGCUAAUCCUCAGAGACCUACAUCUGUGGGCAAACAAACCACUCAGCAGGUAAAAGGGAAAAGUGCACUGGAUGUGUUUUUGGCUGAUGACUCUGGUGUUCCUGACAGUGCAAUAAUAUGGAAGCACAGAAAAAUGGAGUUGCUCGGCGGGGAAGAGUACGUACCCCUGCUGCUUUCUUCCUGCUGCAUCCCAGCCAUAAUUCAACUCAUCUCCCUCCCAUGGUUCCCUGAAAGUCCCAGGCACCUUCUGAUUGACAAGAAUAAUGUUCUGGAGUGCCAAGAUGCUUUGAAGGCAUUCCAUGGGUCUAAUGAUUACCAUUCUGAAAUGGAAGACAUACAAAAAGAGCAUAUAGCACUAGGCGGAGAGAAAUUAAAGAAACCUUGGGACCUUUUCACUGACCCAACAACUAGACCACAGCUCCUCACUGUUAUUGGACUGAAUGCAGGGCAGCAGUUUUCUGGAAUAGAUGCUAUAUAUUUCUAUGCUACAUAUAUUUUUACACAAGCUGGGAUUACAGCCAACAAUAUACCCUAUGCUACAGUCGGGACUGGAGCCUGUGAAUGUCUUACUGCCCUAACAUGUGGUUUCUUCAUUGAACGUCUUGGAAGGAGGGUGCUUCUCCUUGGAGGGUAUUCCUUAAUGGCAUUUUGGUGCAUUAUGUUAACAAUUGCUCUAACAUAUCAGGAGUUAUACGAAUGGGUGCCCUAUCUUAGCAUGGUUUGCAUAUUUGCAUUCAUCCUCAGCUUUGGAUUAGGACCAGGUGGCAUUACAAACAUUGUAACAGGAGAGUUUUUCACGCAGCCAGCCCGACCUGCUGCUUACAUGACAGCUGGCUUUAUGAACUGGCUAAGCUUUUUCAUCAUCGGACUUAUUUUUCCUUUCAUAGUGGGUAAACAUAUAGUGCAGAGCACAUCAUCACACCAUCAUGUUCAGUUCUUAGGAAUGUAUGACAGCACUGUAAUCAAACAUCAUCAGAACAGUAAUACAGCAUAA
Protopterus annectens (West African lungfish) is the source of this 1473-nucleotide messenger RNA. RefSeq names its product solute carrier family 2, facilitated glucose transporter member 11-like. The record is from RefSeq and is a predicted model, not a curated record. Gene Ontology annotation, molecular function: hexose transmembrane transporter activity. The transcript has 12 exons. Bases 1 to 1473 code for a protein of 490 amino acids. NCBI's taxonomy places the organism in Eukaryota, Metazoa, Chordata, Ceratodontiformes, Protopteridae. Gene Ontology annotation, biological process: monosaccharide transmembrane transport. Gene Ontology annotation, cellular component: membrane.